CAAAGUGUCCGGCGGCAGUUAGGGAAGUAAGAAUUGUGAUAAACUUCAUGUUUUACCAUAUCAUUAUCAUUAACUGGACUCUACAGCUAUAAACAUUUUGAAAGAAGAGAGAAGGGGAAUAACAUCAACAGGAUGGCUGAUGAUGUCCUUUAUGCAUCAGUAAACUUCUCCCAGAAGAACCGGCAGCCGAGAAAACAAGAGGAACAGGCUACAGAGGAUACAAAAGACCAGAGAGGUGAAGUCAUCUACGCAGAAGUCAAAGCUGCAAAUAGUCUGGAAACACAAAAGGAGGAAAUGGAAGCAGGCACCUAUCAGCCCAUUAAAGGUGAAGUAGAGAGUGACCCCUACAGCAGUUUAAAAUGGGAACGGGCCAAAAAUGACGUCCCAGCAAAAGAAGGAGCUUCAGAGCAUCCUUCAAAUUCAAAAAUGAAAGCCUGCCUUCUGAAGUUUCUGUUGUUCCUUUGUGGUUCACUAUUGGCUUCCAUUGUCUUGUUGGCCAUUUACAAUUUGAAUCCCUCCAAGGACAAAGGUGCUGUUGAUGAAAUGAGACAGAACUAUUCUAUCGCUGAGCAACAACUGAUACAGCUGAGAAUGCAAUAUGACUCUUUAAACAGAGAGCAUAGCAACCUAUCAGAGUACCAGAAAACUCUGCAGAUGAACCUUACCAGCCUGCAGUCCCUCUAUUCCAACCUGUCUGCAAAUCACACUAAACUGCUGUCCCAUUAUUCCGCACUGACCCAGGAGAAUGCUGACUUUUUUGCAGAAUUUGAAAAGCUGAAUAAACGAUGUCCAAUAUUAAAUCCAUCUUCUCAAAGCAGGACUUGUUAUGUUUGUCCACAAAACUGGAUGUUGUUCAACUCAAAGUGUUACUUCUUCUCCAGUAAAAAGCUAACCUGGACAGGUGGCCAUGAUGGCUGUAAAAUACUUGGGGCACACCUGGUGAUCAUAGAGAGUGAGGAGGAGCAGACAUUUUUAUUAAAUGAGUUGAACAAACAAAAUCCCAGGAAGCCCUACUGGAUUGGACUGAAUGACAUGGCUACUGAAGGUCAAUUUGUCUGGGUGGACAAGAAACGUCUGGACUCAAGCAAAAGCUUCUGGGGUGUGAAUUGGGAUGGAUCGAUGGAGCCAGAUAACUGGGAUAAUCAAGAAGACUGUGUGCAAAUACAGAAAACCGCUACUCCUGGUGGCUGGUAUGAUGCCCGCUGUUCAGACACAAACAACGUUAUCUGUGAAAGAGCAGCAGAAGGAAUUGCACUGUGACCUUUAAGUAAUAAAUCACAUAGAAUCUACAGCAUCACUGGGAAACUCUAGAUUGGCGGUAAAGGAGAGCACUCACUCAGAGGCGCUGAUUUAUUUUGCAGUUUCUCUGAGUUUGCAGGUGUCUGCACACCCAAGUCACUGAGAUAUUUUAUCUCAUUUCCUUGAGUCUUUUGAAUGACAUUUUUAACAUACUUGAUAUUUCAAUGAUAUGUGAAGAAAAAUGCAUGUUGAAAGGUAAAAUUAAUUUUAGACAAUAAUUCUCAGUACUGUUUAAUCAAAUGUAUCCUCAUAGGCGGCAUAAAAUGUUAAUGGAGGUCAGAAAAACAUUGUUAUGGACAUAUGAUGGAGGUAAGCAUCCAGAAAAUGACCAAAAAUUUGAAGUAGCAGGAGAAGAGAAAAUAAAAUUUAAAUCAAAAACAAAACUGCAAUUCAAAAAUCAUAAGUCAAAAAAUCUUAUCUCUAGUCUAAUGGCCUUUCCCUGACUUACAGGAAAACAAAGUAAAAAUUAGUUUGUAAAAAUGUCUUUAACCCAAAGCUAGGAUGUCAUCUUGGGAAAUUAAAAUAUAAUUUAAUGGUUCAGAAAGUAGAACAGAAAAUGGAAUUGAUAGAAUAGCAAUAAAAAUGUAUAAAUAACCACAAAAACGAAUGUAAAUAGUAAUAAAACGAUUCAGAGUGCAUGCAAGGAGCCAUUAAACACACAGGGCAUUUGUAGAAAGAGCUUUUCUUUGUGAGUAGACUGAUGACAUUGUCAUGAAGGCUGUGUGUGUGAGGGGCAAAAGCUACAUGGAGAUUUCUGGCAAAAAGACAACAUGGAUUAAAUUGAUCUUAGCAUUUAAAAAUUAUCUCAAUUCAACCUGUUUACCUUAUGUUCCCAUUUUUUACAAUUGUAUAUUUGUACAAAUAAGGUAUUUAAUAAACAUAAUGUUGGUAAUCUAUAAUAAACAUAAUGUUGGUAAUACUUUAGAUUGGGUACUGCCUUUAAUGAUUCUGUUUGUCACAUAAUAUCAUGUAAUAAGACUUUAACAAAGGCCACUCAUAAACUAUCACUGUGCAGUGUGGCAUAUCAAGGACUUGUGAUAUGCUGGUGACCUGACUUGUGAAUAUGAGAGCCUUGUACUGAAGUAUGUAAUAAUGAAAGGAAAUAAUAUUACCACCUGCAU
This is a messenger RNA of Erpetoichthys calabaricus (reedfish), 2420 nucleotides long. Its product is annotated as low affinity immunoglobulin epsilon Fc receptor-like. The transcript is spliced from 10 exons. The record is from RefSeq and is a predicted model, not a curated record. Lineage: Eukaryota; Metazoa; Chordata; Cladistia; Polypteriformes; Polypteridae. Bases 133 to 1260 code for a protein of 375 amino acids.